AUGGCCGAGGCAUCUGGCAGGAACGCGGCACUUGUUUAUUACCAAACCAAGGGAGUCAUCUCUUUCGGGUGGGAAGGAAGAAAAGAUUUUGCUGUUCAGGAACAUGGGAGAGGCCGUGGAUUCGUCUCAGAACGGCUUGACCGGAAACAUUCCAAAGGGGAUCUUCGAGCUCAAGAAUCUCGUCAAGCUCUUGCUUCUCUCCAGCAAUUUGUCGGGCUAGAUACCGGUCAAGAUCGGAAAUUGCUCUUGUCCUUGAUUCGCUUCCAAGCGAACCUCAACAUGCUUAUUGGGCCUGUCCUAUCGCAGAUUGGGCACUUGGCCAAACUCGAUUUGCUAUAUCUCGGAUUUAAUCUCCUUUCCGGGAGCAUUCUAGAGAUCUCCAGGUGCCUGAAUCUCACGUACCGAUACCUACAUUCCAAUGUGAUCACUGGAAAUUUGCCAGAGAGAUUUAGCUGGCUUAUCUCGUUGCAAUUUGUUGAUUUUUCUAACAAUUUGAUUGAAGGACCGCUGAGUCCAAGUCUUGAAUCGCUGAGUUCACUCACUAAACUCAUUAUGAAGAAGAAUAGAUUCUCUGGGCCGAUUCCGAGCCAAAUCGGUUCGCUUGAGAAGUUGCAGUUACUGGACUCGAGCGGAAACGAGCUGUCGGGAAAUAUUCCGGUGAGCUUGGGUAAGAUUCCGACGCUUGAGAUCACUCUGAAUCUGGGCUAG
Molecule: messenger RNA, 708 nt
Organism: Alnus glutinosa
Lineage: Eukaryota; Viridiplantae; Streptophyta; Magnoliopsida; Fagales; Betulaceae
Product: leucine-rich repeat receptor-like serine/threonine-protein kinase RGI4
Exons: 2
Coding region: 1-708 (235 amino acids)
Molecular function (GO): protein binding
Source: RefSeq, a predicted model, not a curated record